This is a messenger RNA of Prorocentrum cordatum, 2329 nucleotides long. NCBI's taxonomy places the organism in Eukaryota, Dinophyceae, Prorocentrales, Prorocentraceae. The record is from the annotation of a GenBank genome assembly.
GCGCGCGGGCGCUGCCGCCGCUGGCGGUGCCAGAGGGGGGCGGCCGCCGAUUUCGCGGGGUCUUCGCUGGAGUCGCCGGGCUGUCCAUGGAGCUUCGGCGCAGAGGGAUAGACGCUACUACGAUGCCAAACUUCGACCCGCGUCGGGGGGCCGACGUGCAAGGUGCCCUGAAGCCCAUCAAACGACCGCACUUCCACUGGAUGCACUUUGCAUUUCCGCUUGGAACCUUCUGCCUCGCCCGGCGGGCUGGCGCUCGCGGCAGGGCUGGAGCAGUCAGAUCAGCGGCGCAGCCGGAGGGCGCUGCACCUCCGCGCCUCCGGCCGUGGAAGGUCCACGAGGACAACAGGCCGGCGCAAGUCGUCUGCAGGUUGGCGCGCGCCCAGGUGCGAGCGGGCGGCUUCUUCAGCAUCGAGAGCCCUGUCAUGAGUUUCUUGUGGCAUUUACGGUGCGUUCGAAAGUUGGCGAGCCUGCCGGGAGUUCGACCGCGCGACGGGGACCAGUGCAUUGGCGGGGGGCCAUAUCAGAAGCCGACCAGGUGGCUUACCAACGCCUCCUGGCUGGAUGCGCUGGAGCGCCGACGCCCCGGGGAACCGCAGCAUGCUAGACAUAUCCCUUUGACGGGGCACACGCUGCUCGCCGAUGGGUCGCUCGGGUUGCUGGCGGAGAGAGCGGCCGAGUACCCGUCCGCGCUCUGCAAUGUGAUCGCGGACGCCUACAUGGCGGUCGAGGGGCGCCACCAGCCCGUCAAAAGGGCCUUCAUCACUUCGGAGGGGGCGGUCGGCCCGAUGGAGCCCGAGGCGAAGAAGCAGCGACGCGAGAACGAGAAUGACACCUACAUCGGCGGCAUGGGGGACCCCCACCAGUCGCCAUUGCACACGCCUCGUUGGGAGCCGGUUGGCAGCCGCAUGCGGGCAGGACUCGACAACGCCUUGCGCGACCGGGCGGGCGUGGAGCAGCGCGCGUUUGAUACGCUCGGCGCCGACGAGGCGCCCGGGCUCCCAGAAGAUGCCCUCCGGUUGGCACGGGACAAAAUGCGGGGCAUUUUGACACGGGAGUUCGGGGCCGUUGACGGCAGCAAUCGCGAAGACGAGCAUGGGUCGAUUCAGGCGCACUUCAUCGACGCGUUGCGUCGCGCUGCAGACGACCCAGACACGUCGGCGCCGCGCUGGCUCAUGGCCCAUGCCCCCCUCGGGAUCACGAUGAGCAUCGAGGUGCACGGGAUCCCCCCUCCGGCCGGGCCGGAGCACGUGGCGACUGCGGCUCCAGACGAGCAGGGCGCGCGGCACCCUGCAGCGCGCGAGUUCAUCAACUACGCCUCCUUCGAGGAGAACUCCGAUUUGGCCGCGGCGGAAAUCGAGAAGGAGUGCGAUAUGGGCUACCUGGGUUGGUCGGCGGACGGGAGCGCUUUGGAGCUGGAGGUCGGCAAGUUGCACCUUUCCCGGAUCGCGGUCAUCGCGAAGGAGGUGAACGAGCGUGCCAAAGUCCGCUUGGUACGCGACUUGCGGCGGAGCGGAGCCAACGAGAUGGCGACAAUCCCUGAGCGAGUGGUUCCCCCUAGGAUCACCGACGCGGUGGAGUCGGUCCGGAUUGCGCCCCAGGACGCCGAGGGCAGCGACGAUUUCGAGCUGGCUGUCUUCAAUGAUGCUUUCAAGCAGAUGCGGGCCGAGCCGUCAGAGCGGCGCUUCUUGGCAGGCGCAGCCCCGCUUCGCGGCUCACUUGGCUUCUUCCGUUACAAGGCGCUGUUUUUUUUCGGAGCUACUGUUGGCCCGCUGAUUUGGGGCAGGGCGGCAGCUUUCCUCAUGCGGGCCACGGCCGCGAUGUUCGUUGCGGCGGAGCCUGCCGCGCAGCGCUACGCCCUCGGCUUCAAGAUGUCUUGGCGCAAGGCCGCCGAGGGGGUGAAAGUGGACUGGCUUGGGGCGUCGAUUGCGCUUCGGGCGGACGCCUCCCAGAAGACGACGACCAUUGCGGUCGCCAUUGCCGACGUGAAGAUGGAGAAGGCCUGCGCCGAGGUGGCCAAGCUCCCGCGCGUCUUCCCCGCGAAGUGCCAGUCCAGAACGUCGCAGCCCCAGAUCGGCUUCGAUGCGCCCACAACGGGAGGCGGCGCAUGGUUGCAGUGCGAAUUCGGCCGGUUCUCACUCUCGGUGGCACGGCGCCCGCAGGACGAGCGCCUUCUCAGAGCCCGCCGGCACGAUCCAGCAUCGCAGGCAAUCUGGGAGACCUUCGCGUUUCUGAUCGCCGUCUGCACCUGGCGGCGACUGCUGCCCCGCUGCGCUGGAUCCCUCGUCUUGUGGGGCGACGCGAAGGGCGUGAUCCAGGCAGUGCUGCGCAG